GGCGUCUUGGUUGGAACUCUUUGCCUUCCUGUAUUUUUCAGCUUUCGUUCUUCGGUUCCUUUCAGCUCCAGAAGAUGAAAGAAGCCCGAGGUCUCCACCAACCCCAUUCCAGCAUCGCCCGCCGGCCCCACAGCGGCCCAUGAAGUCAUGGCCGGGAUUGCGAUAAGUGGGAUAAGGCACUAGCGUGCCCCGCAAUCCGACAAUGAGCCCGAGGGGCAAACGAAGGAGGGCGGGGCGGGGCAGGCAAAAAGUCCCCUCGCUGAAGACUGGAGCAUCAGAGAUGGAGAGCUGAUUGCUGAGCGGGAAUUGGAAGCGAGCGAGGGGACGGGAGGGAUCGAUUUCGGUUUCCAGGUCCGUCCGAGUCAGCGCUGGAACUUGAUCCCAGUCCUCCCCAUCGUCUUUCGAGUCAAAGCUCCCGUCAUCUCUCUGUUCAAACCCUGCCUAUCCAGCAUCAUCGACGAGAGACAAGAGCUCCGACCGCACCGCCCAUCAUGUUGAUCAAGGAGAGCUACGCCGACGUCAAGACCUCUGCCAAUGGCAAGGAGUCGACGAUGAGAAUCUUCCUCUUCCACCCAACCAUCCCCGGAUAUCCCAAUGCGCGCUUCCCCGGAGUCGCCCUCUUCAGUGAAAUCUACCAAGUGACCGGUCCCGUUGCCCGUUUUGCCCGCCAAAUCGCCGGUCAAGGCUACAUCGUCGCGGCCCCGAGUAGCUAUCACGACUUUACCGGCCCCGAGCCUCUCGCCUAUGAUGUUCCCGGCACCGAUCAAGGCAAUGAGUGGAAGGUAGUCAAGACGCUGGACUCGUACGAUGAAGACUCGCGCAGGACGGUCGACUACCUCUUGUCCCUGCCGACCUGCACUGGGCGCAUUGGCGCGACGGGCAUGUGUCUGGGUGGCCAUCUUGCGCUAAGAGCCGCUCUCGACCCUCGCAUAACCGCUGCCAUUCCCUACUUCGGCACCGACAUCCACUCGCGUACCCUCGGUCCCAACGACGGCCCCAACACCUCGCCCUCCGCUCCCGCUCCUCGUCCCGACCCGACAACCGCGUCUGGCUUUGUCGCCCCUCACACCAUCGACCAGCUCGACAAACUCAGGCACUGCGAAGUGGCCAUGAUCUUUGGUGUCAAGGACACACACGUGCCCGACGCCGGCCGCGAUCUAAUCCGCGCCAAGCUGCGCGAGGCUGGAGUGACGUUCAGCUUCUACGAGUUUGCGUGGGCGCAACAUGCGUUCAUCAGGGAUGAGUUGAGCAAAGGGCGGUACGAUCCGGCGAUCACCAAGGUUUGCUUUGAGGUUCUAUUGGAGACCUUUGGGCGGGUUUUGAAGACGGACUUGGGCCAGGGGACGGGCGAAAAGGAGGAGGUGGAGCACGUUUGUUAGGUGAUGGAGCGGAACAAACAAAAAGAGGAGGGGGGGGGG
Messenger RNA from Neurospora crassa OR74A, 1418 nucleotides. Its product is annotated as dienelactone hydrolase. Lineage: Eukaryota; Fungi; Ascomycota; Sordariomycetes; Sordariales; Sordariaceae. The record is from RefSeq and is a predicted model, not a curated record. Gene Ontology annotation, molecular function: hydrolase activity. The transcript is spliced from 5 exons. Bases 492 to 1379 code for a protein of 295 amino acids.